Molecule: messenger RNA, 6428 nt
Organism: Equus caballus (horse)
Lineage: Eukaryota; Metazoa; Chordata; Mammalia; Perissodactyla; Equidae
Source: RefSeq, a predicted model, not a curated record
UUAGGAAGGUUACUUGGAUUUUAUACAAUAUUUAUGUAAACUGUUGCAUCUUUUAAAUUAUGUUUUAAUUUUUAAAAAUAGACUUCAGGUGGCUAGAAUACAACCACUCCAGGCAAAAGAGUGAGGCUGACCCUCUUCCUUCUGAGAGAAGGAUUCAUGUCAUGCCCUUUGUUCCACCUGCCUUCCCCAAGGACACCCUGGCUCAGAAAGAGGCACCUAGGCUACUCGGGGCAUCAUUCCAAAGAGCCUCGCCUGUCACCUUUCACCCACUUAGCUCCCUGUCCCCAGUGUUCUGGGCUGAGAACCAGAGCCGAUUGACCAUGGGGUUGUGUUUCCACAGGGCCUAUCAAUGUGAGGUCGAGUAGGGCCAGCCCAGGAAAACUGGGUCAUCUGCUCCGACCUCCACUUCUCUGUCCUUCCCCUUCAAUGCCCCGCCACCCUUUCCCCACCUCCCAAUCUGUGUUUCUCUCUCAGUCUAUUCAGUGGAGAGAAGUCAUCUGAAAAGCCCAUUCGACUAGAUGUAUGGGGAUUUAGUGUUCCCCGCUCUUGACUAGUUAUAUUUGAGGAGGCAUCUAAAGGGGCAGUGCUUAACUGUGAGGAAGGACGCGAUAAUGGUGGAAUUUCUAGCACCAGUGAGGAUCCUGAGGCAAAAGGGCCUUGCUUUCCCUCAUAAGUCAUGUUGCUAGGCAAUGCCAUAUAGCACUUAAGAGCUGGAUGGGCUUUCAAGCCAGGCUGACAGGAUUCAUAUCCCACUCUUUUACUUAGUAGCCGGCAAACCUUGGGCAGGUAACUCAAACUCUCUGAACCUCAGUUUCCAAACCUACAAGAUGGGGAUAUUACGAGAAGCUCACUUACAGGACCUUUGUGAAGCUGCAAUGAGAUAUUACAUGAAAACAUAGAAACGUAGAAAGCAAUCAAUAAAUGUUAGCCAUGAUUACUAUUACUUGUACAAAUACUUUUUUUUAAAGGAAAGAGCUAAAAAGCUUUGAAGGCCCCUGCAGAAGAAAUAUUAAAUCUGGCAAGUCAAUAAGUCACCUGGAUAUAGAGCAAAGAGGUAUUAGUCACCAACUUUCUUUCUUUCUUUCUUUCACCAGCAUUCUAAUCCAACCCAAGUCAGGAACAGCUGUCAUGACAGAAGAAGUUUUUGAGCAAAAGUCUAAGGAAAAUGAUGUUCUGACCAAAAUCUUGACAACUUCAUUUGAAAGAUGGAAAACAUCUGACCUGGGGUUAUGAACUGCUGAGCUUGCCUUGCUCACAUGAAUUGGUCAAUGUUGAUUUUGUGUAUGUAGGUCAGUGGUCACAUUGUAUUUUCUCAACUAAAUUGAUUUCUUCAUCAAUAAAAUGGGAAGAAUAAUAUUACCUACUACAUACAUUAUGGGAUUGUUGUGAAGACUAAAUGAGUUAUCAACACAGUUUCCCCGUGUGAAAAUCGAGACUAAUAACUGAUCCCUGUCCUGUCACUUUUCUGUCCAGCCCCGGUAGCAACGUGGAUCAAAUAAGGUGUGUAAAUAUUCCAGUACAGAACGGUCUCUAGGUCAAUGUUUAUUCAGCCCAAAGCAAUUCCUCUCCACGUCCUACUCUGCAAAAUUUCCCGUCAGCCUAACCAACUCUACAUAUCCAGGUGCUCCCGCGGAACCAGGAAAAAGGGAUGUCGCUCACCUCUCAAGUCUGCCUAGCUAAGGAAAAAUAGGGUGGGAAAGCAGAGAACGUGUUGGGGGUGAGGAGGUGAGAGAGAAAAAGGAGGGAGAGCAGGGAGAAAGGAGGUGCGUGGACGUGGUGUGGAGUUGAGAAAAGGGUACAGACUGGGGUACUUGGAUAUAGGAUGACGGUGAAAGGAUAUGGGGGGACAGUGGGAGAGGUGAGGGAGCUGGGAUAUGUGGAGGGAGUGCAGGAAGAUGGGGAUCCCGUGGGAAGGAGUGGGGACGCUCCUCACUGAGAGGUCUGGGGGUCGCCCUGGGGCAGGGGGUCCAAGCUCCCAGCAGUCGCCUCUCGCGGCGGUCCCCGGAGGCUCGGAGCCGGGCUCCGGGGCAGGAGCCACUAGCCGGCGAACCGUGGAUGGGGCAGGGAGGGGGGAUCCGCAGCCUGGGAUUGGCCGCCGCUCCGCCGGCCGGUGACGCGGGGCGGGCGGGCCCCUUUGUGACGUCACAAUCAGCUGUUUGAACGUUCCAAUUUGUGCAGUGAGCCCAGCAGCAGCCGCUGCACAGACUCAAAGCCCGGCGGGCGAGCGCAGCAGCCCGGAGCGUCCGGCCCGCAGCCCCGCCGCCUCCCCGCCCAGCCCCCGCGAUGCGCCCCGGCCUGUGAUCAGCCGCCGAUCCUGGGACGCUCCGCCGCACAACUACCUCAGCGCCACCCUUCCCGCCGCCCCGCCCUCGCCCUCGCCCCCAGGUCUGGAGACUGGGUCCCCUUUUGUGGCCCUGAUCCUAACUCUGUACCUUGGAGUCCCAGAGCCCAAUAAAAUUGCUGCCUCCCAGCUGUUUUGACCACAGGAAGUAGUAGGUCCGUGGAAGGAGGCUGUGCCUCAACAAGUCCUCAAACUUCCCUUCCUUCAGGAGAGGCCAAGCUUGCUGGAUUUUUGGUUUCUGCACUGCCAUAGGGCGCCCCCCUGAGGCCGCUUCACUUCCCCACCAUGUUCCAGCGCCUCACUAGCCUUUUCUUCAGCAACCCCCAGCCCACUGAGGACCCUGACUGCCCCGGAGCCUUCGUCUCCGAGGAGGAUGAAGUGGAUGGCUGGCUCAUCAUUGACUUGCCGGACAGCUACGCGGCUCCACCCAGCCCUGGGGCCGCCCCUGCCCCCGCAGGCCGCCCUCCGCCCGCGCCCUCCUUGAUGGACGAGAGCUGGUUUGUUACCCCUCCCGCCUGUUUUACUGCAGAGGGUCCCGGACUUGGGCCCGCCCGCCUCCAGAGCAGCCCCCUGGAGGACCUCCUCAUCGAGCACCCCAGCAUGUCCGUUUACGUCACCGGCAGCACCAUAGUGCUGGAGCCCGGGCCCCCUUCCCCGCACCCCGACGCUGCCCUGCCUGACGGUGAUCUUAGCGAUGGGGAGUUGGCGCCUGCCCGCCGAGAGACCCGGGCCCUGCACCACGCCGCCGCCCCUCUGCCGGCGCGGGCUGCGCUGCUGGAGAAGGGGGGCCAGGCGCGGCGGCUGCAGCGGGCCCGGCAGCGGGCCGAGCGCCACGCGCUGAGCGCCAAGGUGGUGCAACGGCAGAACCGCGCCCGCGAGAGCCGCCCGCGCCGCCCCAAGCACCAGGGCAGCUUCGUCUACCAGCCGUGCCAGCGCCAGUUCAACUACUGAGCGUCCGCUGGCCGCACCACAGCCCCCUCGCCGACGCCUGACCCCUGUCGGGCCCCUCCGCCGCAGCCAGUGCGCUGCUCGAGGGGCGCCCGAGGCCCGCCUCAGGCUGGACAUCACAACCUUCCUCUUUCUUAAGUGUGUGAGGUGGGGUGAUAGCCCCCCUCUCCCUCAAUGUCCCCACCUCUGAUCCUCUAAUCUGCCUCUGAAUCCCCCCCUGUCUUUCACCCUUCCUCCUCUGGCCGCCAUGCCCAGCAUCUAAUCCUCCAUUUCCCCUACCCCGACACUCCAUUCUUCCUUCUCUGGUCCGCGUCCCGCAUCCCGCAUCCCGCCCUCUGCCCUGACAUUCCCCUUCAUCCUUGCCCCCUAGUCCUCUACCUCUGGCCCACUCCUGAUUCUCAGUCUUUCUUCCAGUCCCAGAUCUGGCUCAUUCCCUACCUUCAACUCCCACUUUACGAGCCACACCCUAUCUCAUGUUUGGCACUACACUCAUUCCUUCUCCCUUAUUAUUCAUUCCCAGUAAUUCCCUCCCAAAUGGGGGGGGGGGGGGCGGGGGGCGGGGAGGAGAGACACUGAAACUAAAGGGUUCUGCCUUUAGUCUCCCCCUUCCCUCUCCCCUGGGGGCUGGGCUCCUUGGAGUUGCUUAGGCAUGAAAAGGUGAUGUACGUGGAAGAGGUCUGUGAGAUGUGAGCUAGAGGGAGAAGGUGGAGGGAAUCAAGGGAAAGAGACAGCCUACUGGAGAGGUAGACAGGACAGACAGGUUGAGAAGCUAUAAGGAGCAGGGCACCAUGGGAGCUGGCACUGUGCUUGCUCAGAGAGGCCAAACUCUGCUCUCAGGCUGAAGCCUAGAGUCUACCCCCACUUCCCUUUCCUAUAAUUCCACCUCCCAAAUCUCUUCCUGAAAUCCAACCCUCUGCAGGCCCUUGAGUCUGAAGGGCUUAGUUAGUAUCUUGCUGCCCCAUCCACAACAUGUCAUCCCAGGAGUAGAGGCUGGGCAAGGCCCUGCCAUCCUGGCCAUCUGUUCACAUGCCCAAGGUGCUAGAACUAGCUUAGGAGAGAUGCAGGUCAGAGGGCUUCUAGGCAGGGGAAGUGCACACCCCAGAGUAAGAAUGCAGAGGAAUGAUGCUGUGGAGGUGAAGCCAUCCCAAGACUGACAGCUCAGUCUUCAUCUUGCUCUAGCCUUGUAUUUCACACCCUGCCCAGGAUGGCUAAUAAACAUUCUUGGGUAGGAGGCCAGGAGCCCCACUGUCCCAAUCCCCAAAUAGUCCUUAUCCAGGUUCAGGGCCUUCAGGGGCCUCUGCUCAUUUUCUCCCUCAGGGCUCUCUUCCUUUCUACGCUGUGGGAGAAAUGGGUGCCCUAUAGUUCCCCUCCCCUCCCCCUCCAGUAAGUACUUGGAGAAGGGAACCCGAAUCCCUGGGUGAGACAGAGGGGUCGGGGCAGCCAGCUUUCCCCUUCUCAUGGUGAGACUGAAUUUUGGGCUCAGACACCAGCAACAGCCUCUUGGGAUGCCCGGAGUUGCUUCCCUUUUCCUCUUUCUAACAGUCCUUUUCUAGUGUGUGCUCUUCUUCCCUGAAACUUUUAAGAUUUCCUGUUACAUACUAACAUAAGUCUUCCCCCUCACCCCAAUUCCAGGUUUCCAGCUGCCUUCCCUGACCCUAGAGCCCCAAGCCUCAUGUGGGGUGUGUGGGCAAGGCAGGGGGUAGCCCCAUGAAUACUGGGAUGGGGACAGAGGAAGCCCUGUUGGAGUCUCCUAUGCAAGGGAGUAAGCCAAAUUUACACUAAAAGCAGAUCAAAGUCCCCACACCAGUCCACUAGGGUCCCAGUAGCUGACAACCUUGCUCCUCUCCCCAAGGUUCUCCUUCAGCUAGGACCUAGUCACUUUUAUUCUUCCAGCCAACCCUUGGUCGUUUCACAGCCAGCUUAAGGUCUUCAGCACUUCCAAGAACUGAAACUCCCUCCAAUUCUUCCUGCCUAUUCCUUUACUGCCAGCUUGGGCCUAGGCUCAGUCCUGGGCAGUGCCCAGGAUCCUUCUGGUGCAGGAAGAGUGAGACAUAGUGCAUUUGGCUCAAAUUUCAAAGGGCCUCUCCCUUACCCAUAUUUCUGGAGUCUCCUGUAGUUCUAGAACCCUCCAAUCUCAUCACCAGGCUAGUUGCAAGGCUCAUGUUUUUGUACUUUCCUAUAGAUUCUGUAGCAUUGAGUGUGGCAGUAUUUUAAUUGUGUAUAGAUUUCUAAGAACCAACACUACUCAGUCUCCUGCUAGUCUGACUCCUGAAGCAUCAGAACUUGUCAUACUGUACUGACUGUGUAUGUGCCUUUCACCUUGAGCAUGCUUCAGGAUAUAUUUUUUUAAACCACAGAACUUGAAUACAUGAGGGAACCAGAAUUCACAAAGUCCUAUGCAACCUUAGACAGGAGGGGGUUAGAGAGUCUGUCUUGACUGAUGUUUUCAGAGACCCUGGAGAAGUCUGUUCCAGUUUGUGAGUAUUAGUUAAUGUCAAUACUACCAGCACUUUGCCAAAACUGAGUAUGUCAGAGGGACUCCUGUUUCUAGAAAGAGUCCCAAUUACAUCAAAGGGCAACUUAGAGUAAUUCCCCAAUCUGUCUGAGUGCUCUCUUCAAGCUGGGUGUCACUUUUCAGCCUUUGCCAGUCUGGCCCCAGCAGGGUAACACGUGUGUAUGAAUGCAGUUUGCUGAUGUUCUGGAGUAUGCCUGCUCCCCAGCCCCCACCUGGAACCCUGAUGAAUUUGUUCUGACCCAUAAUGUCUUAGGUGAAACGAGGACCCCACCAGAGCUCUUGGAUGCCUCCUCAGAUCCAUGUGGCUUUAUGUGAGGGAACUGAAUGCAGACAUACCUUAGCCCCUUAUAUUUUCCCUCUUGCCCUGCCACGUAGUUCCAAAUGGAACCAACAAGUUGAGUGCAUCCCUCUUGGGUGUUUUGUGUUGAGAUUGGCUGAAAUGAGGAGACUCUGGUUGACCGUGUUGUGACAUGUCAACAGACUCAAGGACACAACCACCUCGACUUGGUCAUGUGGCAUGCCUGUGUAUGUGUGUAACAGGAUUCUGAUUGUUAAACUGUAAUGUUAUCCUCUAUGGGAGAAAAAAAUUAAUAUAAAGAAAAAUAAAAAUCUAUUUAAAGCACA